This is a messenger RNA of Mangifera indica (mango), 1155 nucleotides long. Its product is annotated as ankyrin repeat-containing protein NPR4-like. Lineage: Eukaryota; Viridiplantae; Streptophyta; Magnoliopsida; Sapindales; Anacardiaceae. Bases 1 to 1155 code for a protein of 384 amino acids. The record is from RefSeq and is a predicted model, not a curated record. The transcript has 4 exons.
AUGCCGUACAGGCAAGUCGAGAAAAUUCGGCUUGUGACACUUGGUAUUAGAGCUGCAGCUUCAUCGUUUGAAGACGUUAUUUUGGAAAGCUUCUCUGUUAUUUCAACUGUACCAAGUUUAAAACGAGUUCGAGAAGCCAAGUUGCAACACAGAUGCUUUGAGGAAAUAGUAGAAAAGUUUUGCUUUGAAUUUGGAUCCAACGUUAGCUUUGAGCUUGUCGGUUUUUUACUUUGGCCGGUCAUGUUUUCAGUUACAUAUUUUGGGAAUGUUGAAAUCGUAAGGAUUUGUCUUCAACAUUUUCCGGAUCUUAUUUUCGGACAUUUGCAAUCUGGAAACGAACACCUAUUGCAUGUUGCAACUGGAUGCUGGCAAGAAGAAAUUUUUAAUCUGAUAACCGAGAUCCCUACAACUAGAGCUAAUUUGCCCAAUUCAAAAGAUAAUUACGGAAACACUGUCUGGCACAGUUCAGCAAAAUUGGCACCUUCCUAUAACCUCUUAUCGGUUUCUGGUGCGGCUUUACAGAUGCAAAAAGAGUUGCAAUGGUUUAAGGAGGUGGACAAUUUCAUUGACCCCGGAAAAAAAGACCUAAUGAAUGUGAUAGGUAAAACAGCUACGGAAAUUUUCAUGGAGGAUCACAAGAAGUUGGCUGAGGAGGGAGAGAAAUGGAUGAAAGAUACUGCAAAUUCUUGCAUGAUUGUUACCACGCUCGUUGCCACUGUAGUGUUUGCUGCUGCUUUCACUGUACCUGGAGGUAAUGUAGGUGAUACAGGCAUUCCAGUUUUUCUGCAGCGAACGGAUUUCUUAGUGUUCGCCAUUUCAGAUGCACUAGCUUUGCUUUCUUCAUCCACUUCUUUAUUGAUGUUCUUAUCUAUCUUAACUGCACGAUAUGCGCCCGAAGAUUUCCUCCUAAAGUUACCAAGGAGUUUGAUUAUAGGUCUCGGUUCUCUCUUCUUUGCUAUCAUCACCAUGAUGGUGGCCUUUGGUGCAACUUUGUACAUGCUACUCAAGGACAGAUGGGAAUCAUUUUACAUCCCAAUUAUUGCUCUGGGUUGUAUACCGGCAGUGAUAUUUACGAAGCUGCAAGUUCCAUUGUUCUACGAUAUGGUCCAGUCAACAUACGGAUCCGGAGUUGUCAAGAAGAAAAAGACACAGUGA